AUGUCUCUAUUCGGCAACACGGCCAGCGCGAGCCCAUUCGGCAAUACCGCCACCAAACCGACUGGCUUUGGUGGUCUUGGAGGAAAUACCACAGGUGGUUCGGGCUCCAGCCUGUUCGGCAACACAAAUUCGACUCAACAGCAAGGCAUAUCUGGGUCUGGCCUGUUUGGAAGCGCUGCAGCACCGACUCAGACCAACACGCAGACCGGUGGCUUGUUCGGCUCGACGACUGCGCAAAAGCCCGCUACCAGUGCUUUUGGUACAACGACCCAGCAGCAGACGCCUAGCCUCUUCGGUGCAACGGCGCAGAAGCCCACCACGAGUCUGUUUGGUGCCAAUGCGCCGCAGCAACAAACGCAACAGCCCGCGGCUGGAGGGGGCCUGUUCGGGUCUACUCUAGGAGCCAAUAAUCAAGCACCACAACAGCAGCAGCAGCAGCAACAGCAAUCGCAGUUCGGUCAAACAACAAUGGUUCAACCACAAGGUCAACCUCAAGAACAGUCCUUGUCCUCAACUCUGUGGUCUCCCGGCCGUGCUAUUACUGGAGUACAUCGAACUGUACCCAUGCAGAUUGCUAUCGUGCGGGACAAGUGGGAUGCACAAAUUCAAUCUUCGCCUUUCCGUGCCUAUCUCUACAAUCACGUCGGCGACGACAAUGCUCCUUUCUACCAGCCCAGCGCCGAAGACGAUGCUACGAAAUGGGAAGAGGCCUUGAAAAAGCGUCCGGGCUCAGGAUACGUCCCCGUCUUGGUCAAGGGCUUCAUCGACGUGGGCAAGCGGGCUCAACGCCAGAAAGACUUCCUUGCCAUUAUGCAGACACGCCUCCACGAAAUUAACAAUUGCCUGACAGACUUGCUCUCAAGACACGAUUUGAAAAUCUCCGUCAAGGUCGCGGAUGCUCGCCGCAAGCAUAUUGUUCUCAGUAAACGGUGUCUGGCUCUGGCAGCCAAGACCCAGAUGCUGCGUAACCGAGGCUAUGCCAUGGACGAUGCUGAGGAGGAGCUAAAGAAGAAGCUGAUUCAAUUGGAGCGAGAUGUAUUUGAUCCGUCAUUGACGGGUCGUGGCGAGGAAAUUUGGGCUCGUAUGCUUGCCAUUCACGAGCAUUCGAAGCGGCUGCAGGCUGAGAUGGAUCGUGCCGGUGCCCAUAUGACGAAUCGUGCAGAAGAUGAGAUCGACGAGCAGACCAUGAGGACGGCGAAGAAGAUUCUCGACGACUACCAUACUCAGAUCCAGCACUUGCAGAAGGAGAUGGAGGUCGUGAAGAAGGACUUUGAAGAGUCACAGAAAUCGGGUGGAAACUAG
Penicillium diatomitis is the source of this 1302-nucleotide messenger RNA. Its product is annotated as putative nucleoporin. Gene Ontology annotation, cellular component: nuclear pore central transport channel; nuclear pore. The coding region runs from base 1 to 1302 and encodes 433 amino acids. NCBI's taxonomy places the organism in Eukaryota, Fungi, Ascomycota, Eurotiomycetes, Eurotiales, Aspergillaceae. Gene Ontology annotation, molecular function: structural constituent of nuclear pore. The record is from RefSeq and is a predicted model, not a curated record. Gene Ontology annotation, biological process: NLS-bearing protein import into nucleus; nuclear pore organization; protein localization to nuclear inner membrane. The transcript has 3 exons.